AUGAGCAUUUUUUCACUUUUGUGCUUUGUUUUACCUGCAGAUGAUGUGGUUAAAGUGAAAGGUGAAUACAGUGAAAGAGAGGAGAGUGCUUUAAAUUCACAGCCUAUGGAAAACCCAGAAGAAUCUGAAAUGCCUUACACCUAUCCCAGAGAAUAUAAUGAAUAUGAAAGCAUUAAACUGGAAAGACAUUCUGGUUCAUAUGACAACGUCAGGCCAGCUAGUGGAAAAAUGAAUUGUGAUAUCUGUGGAUUAGCCUGCAUUAGCCUCAAUGUCUUGAUGGUUCAUAAGCGUAGCCACACUGGUGAACGGCCAUUCCAGUGUAAUCAGUGCGGAGCUUCCUUUACUCAGAAGGGUAACCUCCUCCGCCACAUUAAACUACAUACAGGGGAAAAACCUUUUAAAUGUCAUCUUUGCAGUUAUGCCUGCCAAAGGAGGGAUGCGCUAACAGGUCACUUAAGGACACAUUCUGUGGAGAAGCCGUACAAAUGUGAGUUUUGCGGAAGGAGCUACAAGCAAAGGAGCUCAUUAGAGGAGCACAAGGAGCGGUGCCGUACUUAUUUGCAGAAUGCUGGCAUGUGCGAGGCUGCAAGCGUGGAGGCAAGGCACAUCAAGGCAGAGAUGGGGAGUGAAAGAGCCCUUGUGCUGGACAGGCUAGCAAGCAACGUGGCAAAGCGAAAAAGCUCAAUGCCUCAGAAAUUUAUUGGUGAGAAACGACACAGUUUUGAUGUUAAUUAUAAUUCAAGUUUCCUGUACGAAAAGGAAAGCGAGAUAAUGCAAGGACGCAUGAUGGACCAAGCCAUAAACAAUGCCAUCACCUACCUUGGGGCUGAAGCCUUGCGCCCUCUCGUGCAGACGCCGCCAGCUCCCACCUCGGAAAUGGUCCCCGUCAUAAGCAGCCUGUACCCCAUACCGCUGACCCGUGCCGACGUGCCAAAUGGCAACUCGCAGGACGCAGAGAAGAGCCAUGCCCACCUCAGGGACAAAAGCCUGUCUUCUGACAGAGGCCUUUCCCCAAACAACAGUGGCCAAGACUCCACAGACACUGACAGCAACCACGAGGAGCGGCAGAAUCCCACCUUCCAUCAAAGCCAGAUGAUCCCCGCUCAGGCCCGCAAUGGCCUCCAGUCCUUGAAGGAUUUCCCAAGGCCAUAUGACAUCAUCAAGCCACCCGCCAUAUGCCCACGCGAUGCCUUUAAGGUCAUCAACAAGGAAGGGGAAGCCAUCGGGGUCUACAGGUGCGACCAUUGCCGCGUCCUCUUUUUGGAUUAUGUGAUGUUCACCAUCCACAUGGGCUGCCACGGGUUCCGCGAUCCCUUUGAGUGCAACGUCUGCGGGUACAGAAGCCAUGACCGAUACGAAUUUUCCUCGCACAUAGCACGAGGAGAGCACAGAGUAGUACUCAAAUAA
Molecule: messenger RNA, 1407 nt
Organism: Balearica regulorum gibbericeps (East African grey crowned-crane)
Lineage: Eukaryota; Metazoa; Chordata; Aves; Gruiformes; Gruidae
Source: RefSeq, a predicted model, not a curated record